AUGCUGAACGGGAGAUUUCUGGGAGUUGCCUUUGACUUCGGGCGCGAAGGCAUCUCCGCGCCGCCGCUGCAGCCGCACAUAUGCCAAGGGAACGGCAAGGCCUUCAGCGUCCUCAUGCGGGGUGCUGCGAACCAGGCACCCUUGAGAUUUCCCAUGCGGGGCUUCAGACCACUGGGAUCUGUGCUGGAGAGACACUUCUCACCCUUCAGCAAGGCCGUCGAGCUU
This is a messenger RNA of Symbiodinium necroappetens, 225 nucleotides long. The record is from the annotation of a GenBank genome assembly. NCBI's taxonomy places the organism in Eukaryota, Dinophyceae, Suessiales, Symbiodiniaceae.